Prosopis cineraria is the source of this 890-nucleotide messenger RNA. RefSeq lists its product as uncharacterized. The record is from RefSeq and is a predicted model, not a curated record. The transcript has 2 exons. NCBI's taxonomy places the organism in Eukaryota, Viridiplantae, Streptophyta, Magnoliopsida, Fabales, Fabaceae. Bases 4 to 708 code for a protein of 234 amino acids.
GGAAUGGAAGGAGGUGAUUAUUUGGAUGUCGUUUUGAUCCCAGUGAGUGUGUUCCUUGUAGCAGCUUACCAUGGCUAUCUCUGUCACUACAUCAAGAACAAACCCUCCACAACUGCUUAUGGAAUCAAGAGGCAAAGAAGAUCCGCUUGGUUCCUCCACUUAAAUCAGGGAGGUAAAGAGAAGGCAAUGCUAGUAGUACAAAGCCUGAGAAACACUCUUAUGACCACGAUCCUCACAGCGACCAUAACCGUUCUCAGCAACUUCGCUUUCGCCGCCGUGACAAGUGCCACCUACACCGCCAGCCACGGCCACAACCACCACCACCUCUUCACCGGCACACUGCUGGGCUCAAAAUCAGACAAAAUCUACGCCUUUAAGUACGCCUCCGCAUCUUUCUGCGUGCUGAUUAGCUUCGUCUGCAGUUCCAUGGCCAUAGGGUUUCUCAUUGACGCGAAUUUCUUGAUGAAUGCCUCCGGCAAUCUCUUGCCUGAAAACCACGCAGAGACGGUGUUAGAGAGAGGAUUCGCUUUGGGUCUUAUUGCGAACAGAGUUUUGUGUUUUAGUGUGCCUUUGUUGCUGUGGAUGUUUGGUCCUAUUGCUCUCGCGUUGUCCUCUUUGGCUCUGAUUUGUGUGUUCCAUCAGCAAGAUUUUGUCCCCAAAUUUCCCUGUAAAAAUACCCAUAAGCAGUAUUGCAUCACUUCAAAAUAGAAUAAAUACUAGAUACUAGAUGCUACACUUGCCAAUAACAUAACUUCUUGUGAAUUUUAUGUUACACAUCAGUGUGUAUGUCUGUGUGUGUGUAUUGAUUCAUUGUAUCUAUUUAUAGAAUUUAGUACAACAUCUCCUGCCGUGUAAUUGAUUCUUUUAUUAAAGAUCAUUUUAUUAUAGAA